GAGCCAUACCUUACUCCACAGCGCUGUGGAGAUAGCUCUGGCAACGCAAGACUACAGUGGGUUUUUAAACCAGUUUGAAUGAAAACAGUUGCCUGCUGCGGCCAAAAACGAUGCUUUGAAAGCCAGGAAAGUGACCCAAAACAGUAAAGUUGAAACCCAUUAUAAAGUUCCGUAAAGCUGAGUAGAGCUGUAGAUUCAGGUUCUCUGUAUGUUCAUCACUAUAAGCGGCUUCUUUCACAUUGUCAUUUGAUACAUUAUUGUUAUAAAUAUAUUAAUAUAUUGAUUAAAGUCACUUUAAACAAAAAGGUAAUUGAAAGGUCACUCACUGAAAUACUAUAUUACAGAUAAAAUAUGUUAUACUGUAGAUGCUCUGUAGAUUUGUGCUUAGUAAAUGUGAGUCAGUAAGAUUCAUUGAAAUGGGUUUGUCUGAUGAUGAGUGGCUCAUCAAAAGACACAGGGGAAUAGACAUUGAUCUUAUUUGACAGAAAGGCAGAGGGCUGCUUCUCUUAGUAGUCAAAACAGGUAAACCUUGACAGAGUUCUGUCACCAGAAAGAGAGAGAGCACCUCAUACAUAAAACAACACAGUGCGGAUGCUGAAGCACAGAAAAGGACACUUCUUUACAUAAAUCACUGCGGUGUGGUUUUUUUUAAUGGAGUUAUUCAACUCAGCUCUUGAGAAAAACAUCACUUUUGUGCAUCCUGCAUAUUUCAUAAUAAGUGGUUUAUCUGGCUUCCCAAAUAUUAACCAUUACUAUGUCUUUCUGUUUUUUGUUUUUAUUGUCUCAGUGCUGGGAAACACAGUUGUAAUGGCCGUAAUAUACUUGGAUCAUAAUCUGAGAACUCCAAAAUAUGUUGCAGUUUUUAAUUUGGCAUUUGUGGACCUGUUUGGUAACUCUGCUUUGGUGCCGAAGCUUCUUGACAUCUUUCUGUUGAACCAUUCCUACAUCUCCUACAACGACUGCUUGGCAUUCCUAUUUUUCUGCUACACCUGCCUUUCUAUGCAGUCAUUUAAUCUGGUUGCACUUUACUAUGACAGACUGAUAGCUAUCAUCUUCCCACUGCACUAUCAAGUGAAGGUGACCCACAGGUUUAUGCUGUCGUUGAUUGCCUCAUUCUGGGUCUUUGUUAUUAUUGCUGUACUCAUUGCAGUUGGCAGACUUUCCUUCUGUAAAUCUGUUGUUAUUAACAGCUAUUUCUGUGACCAUGGCCAGAUAUACAGGCUUGCAUGCAAUGACCAUUUCCCCAAUUAUAUCGUCAGCUGUUUGUAUCCUGUUCUUAUUUUUUGGCUUCCGUUCAUUUUUAUCCUGUUAAGUUACCUAUAUAUUGGCUGUACUUUGGCUAAAGUGGCCACACUACAACAAGGACUCAAGGCCUUUAAAACGUGCAUAGCUCAUCUCUCAUUGGUAGCAAUAUAUUUCAUUCCACUGUUAAUCACAUUUACCCUGAUGGAAAAAAUACAUCCAAAUGCCAGGAUCAUAAACUUGUCUCUGACCUCCGUCUUUCCUCCCAUGUUGAACCCAAUCAUUUAUGUUCUGCAGACACAAGAAAUCAAAGAGUCUGUGAAAAGGUUAUUAAAAAUCAGGGGGAAAUCCAAAAUAACAAUACAAAAAUUAACGAUAAUGUGACCAUUUGUCUAUGCUAUACACCAUGUAUUUUGGUGUUUUAUUUUCCUGUAAAUGAUCCUUUCUAACAUCACACAAAUGUUUGUUACAUUGCGUUGUGUAUAAAUCUACAAAUCUAUAAAUCAAAUAGAUCUUUUGUAACAAAAAGUAAUAAAAUCAAACAAUGUAAACUAUAAUGUAAACUAUAAUUUUCCUCCCCC
This is a messenger RNA of Sander lucioperca (pikeperch), 1823 nucleotides long. Its product is annotated as olfactory receptor 1361-like. The transcript has a single exon. Gene Ontology annotation, cellular component: membrane. Gene Ontology annotation, biological process: G protein-coupled receptor signaling pathway. NCBI's taxonomy places the organism in Eukaryota, Metazoa, Chordata, Actinopteri, Perciformes, Percidae. The record is from RefSeq and is a predicted model, not a curated record. Gene Ontology annotation, molecular function: G protein-coupled receptor activity; olfactory receptor activity. The coding region runs from base 652 to 1626 and encodes 324 amino acids.